Messenger RNA from Penaeus monodon (black tiger shrimp), 2300 nucleotides. Its product is annotated as type 2 phosphatidylinositol 4,5-bisphosphate 4-phosphatase-like. Lineage: Eukaryota; Metazoa; Arthropoda; Malacostraca; Decapoda; Penaeidae. Gene Ontology annotation, molecular function: phosphatidylinositol-4,5-bisphosphate 4-phosphatase activity. The coding region runs from base 1 to 771 and encodes 256 amino acids. The transcript is spliced from 6 exons. The record is from RefSeq and is a predicted model, not a curated record. Gene Ontology annotation, biological process: phosphatidylinositol dephosphorylation. Gene Ontology annotation, cellular component: lysosomal membrane; late endosome membrane; phagocytic vesicle membrane.
AUGAUCCCCACAAUGGCCGAGGAGCGAACGCCGCUCAUCGGAGGUGGCCAAACCGUUCUCGGACAGCCUGGAUAUGGAGGGCCAUCUUCGCCACAAAGUCAAGGAAGUAGUGAAGGCACUUUGGUGUCACCAGUUGGUCCAGAUGAACUACCACCUCCAUACACCCCCUCAUCAUCGGGGGUCCCCAUGGUCACUUGUCGCGUCUGUCAAGCAAUGAUUGACAUUUCUGGGAAAGUCGACCAGCAUGUAGUCAAGUGCACUCAAUGCAACGAAGCCACACCCAUAAAGAAUGCUCCUCCAGGCAAGAAGUAUGUCCGCUGCCCAUGUAAUUGUCUCCUGAUUUGUAAGAGCUCCUCCCAGCGGAUAGCUUGUCCCCGGCCCAAUUGCAAGAGGAUCAUCAAUUUGUCACCCUCUCCUGUCAACCCGUCUCUGCCCAAUGUGCCGGGAAUGUGCCGCGUCACAUGUGCGCACUGCCAUGACACUUUCAUUUUUAACACUCUUAACAAUGCCCUUGCUAGAUGUCCACAUUGUAGGAAAGUUUCAUCGGUUGGGCCAGAAUUUGCACGAUGCCGAGGGAUUGUAUUUGUAGUCUUCGCCCUGGUUUUCUUGGGCAUAGGAAUUGCUCUUACUGUCACAACUCUCAGUUACACAGCUAGUUAUCCUGGCAUCUAUGUUGCAUAUAUUGUGGCCUUCCUGGUGUCCCUAAUCCUCUUUUAUCGAACUGUCUACUAUUGUUCCAUGAAGAUCAGUCUCAUUGAGGGACCUCUAUAAAUUUGAUGAAAUUUGGUAAAAUGUAUGUGUUGUCUACCCUUGUUUGUCUGUUACAAAUUCUUUUCAGGUGGUCGGGAGAAGGAAGAUAGACUAGAUAUAUACACACUUCUAGUGACCAUCAUUGCAUGCAUUGUAGUGUAUGAAUGAACCUUUGGCUUGGGAUCAUAUACUGACAAUCUGAACUUGUUUGUCAAGGAAUUGGUGAUCUUGAGAGUCCCAAAUACUUGUUACCUUACUCUUUUUUUCUACAUAGUUUUAACAAAUUCCAGGAUUUUUCUUCUUUUCUUUUACAGAACUUGCAGUUUAGUAACAUGACUUGUGAAACUUUUAUAAUAAUAUCCCUUCAGGGUCACACUUGCCAGUCAAAUCGAAUUUGGUUUCAAUAUCUUCAGUUUUAUGUUAUCCUUCUGUAUCCUAAAUACUGAAUUUUGAGGAUUUGAUAAAAGAAUUUGAUGCCAUAUUUAGUAGGCUGGAAAGUGAUUACUGGUCUGUAGUCAGGUUAAGAGUCUUUGAAUUUCCAUAGUUCAGUAGCUGAAUAAUAUCAGAUAUUUAGAAAUUCAGAUAACCUUUAAUAUGAAUGGAUAAUAGAAGGGUAAUCAAGAUUUGACACACAUACUGUGUUGAUAAAGUGAAUGAUUUUGUCUCUUCUGUCAGCUUUCUUUAUCUUACUGUAUCUAUUUAAGAGCAUUUGCCCUAGUCUCAUGAAUGUUAUGAAGACUAGACAUUGUAUAAUGGAUAUUAGAUUCUUUUGCAUAAAUAAUUGAUGUUCACAGUAGAUGGUAAGUAUUAUAUAAUUAUAUUUUAUGUAUAUUAAGGAGACAUCACCAACAAUCUUGAAUGAUCAAAAUGUAGAUCAUGAUACUUUAAGAUGUUGAUAACUUAUGUUGGAAAUAUUAUGAGAGUUUUGAAGUCAUUGUAGGAUAAUUUAAAAUAAGUCUAGAAACCUGUGAUAAGCUAAUGAUCUUAGGAAGCUAUCCCCCCUCUGUAGCGUGAUUAUGCUCAGACAAACCUGAAUUCUUAAACAACUGAAAGCAAUCGAUAUCAUGGAUAUAUAUUUUUAUUGAGAUUGCUUUUAAGGUAUUGGUUUAGAUGUUGAUUUCAUUUUCUCUUUUUUUUUUUUUUUCUCUGUUUUUUCUAUUGCUGCUAUAUAAGGCUGUUUAAGGAUUUGGCCCUGUGUAUCAUUAUUAGAUAGUACUCAAAGUCGUCUUGUAUGUGCCCGUCCUGUCAUACAAAAAAUAUUUACCAAAACGAAAAUUUAAAAAAGACCAUUUGUAUUACCACUGCAUGGUCAUAUUUUGUAAACAAGCAAGUACUAUACUUGCAGAUUGAUAAAGUUAUAUAUAUAAAAAAGAUAAAAAAUAAAAAGUACAUGUAAGCAAAACAGUGUACAAAAUUCUUUUUUCUUUUGCUUUCAAACUUGAGAAUUGAUUUCUAAACUUAAAUAUUUAGUUGAUCAGGGUUGGUGAUACAGAAGAGGAUACACUAGGCUUUGGGAAAGAUCCAGGCAGUAGACUAGAGAUAGUGAGAAA